Brugia malayi is the source of this 933-nucleotide messenger RNA. RefSeq lists its product as uncharacterized. NCBI's taxonomy places the organism in Eukaryota, Metazoa, Nematoda, Chromadorea, Rhabditida, Onchocercidae. The transcript has 6 exons. The record is from RefSeq and is a predicted model, not a curated record. Bases 1 to 933 code for a protein of 310 amino acids.
AUGGCGCAUGCUGAAGCGUACGGUCCAAAUCUGCCAACAUUUGCAGAUUUGAAGAACCAUCUGCGCAAGGAGCCGCUUUACUUCCAGGUAUUGGAAGGAUAUCUGCGAAAUACGGCCAAACUGAUUGAGGAUUUGAGGGCGAAGUUGGACAAUGAAACGAAUGAAGUUCCAACGGCAGACUUGAGAAUCCGCCCAAGUACUCCGCCAUCUCGGGAACAGAUAGAAACGUUCCAUCAAUCUGUGGAAAUCCAGUGCGAUCUGGAGCGGGAAGCGGAAAAUGAGGACCAGAUCGCCCUCCACCUUCUCGAACAACAACAACAAGCUUUAGAGCAAGAGGAAGAACCAGUGCUGGCACUGGUAGACGCUCAUGAGAGCUGUGAGGAGAUGGAGGAGAUGGCGGAGGAGAGGCAAGUAUCGCACGAUGAGGAAGGUUACGAUGCGGUACCAAGAACGUCUGCGGAAAUUCCAGAACGCAGUGAAGCGGAAGGCAUUUGCGAAAUAGCACUGCGUUCACGGACGAUACGGAUUCCACAACGUGAGGCAAAGCCAGUAGUGCCGGAAGCCUUUCAUGCGCCGGCAGUGCAAGGUUUACCGGCGCGGUACCAACAACUGCUGGUGAGGCCACCGAUUGACCCAUACGUAGUUAUUCGAAAUGCUGAUGGAGUGUGGAAUUUGUCCGAAGGAAUUCGGAACUUUGAAGGGAUGGCGAAUUCACGCCAGCAAGGCUUCUGUCAAAAAUGCGGCCAUUUCGUCGAUAUGCCGCAUGUUCGCUCUGAUGACGAAAUUACAGCCAUGAUGGAGCUACAUGCUUUGGAAUGGUGCCCUAGGGCCACGAAGGCUGUUAUGAAUGACAGAGCUAUUAAACGACGAAGACUUGAGUUGGUGGGUAGAAACGAAGAGGCCGAGCACUACUAUAUUCCUAGUGCACAAUAA